CAUGUUGAGGAUGACGCUCUUGAUGAGGCACCUGAGAUGAUGUGCCGUCCAACAGAACAGCCAAAUCCUGCUAGUGAUGAACCCCCUCCUACGCGAGCAAAAUCUGGCAAAAAGAAAAAACGCGAAAAAUGGUGCAGCAUGCCCAACUGUGGGAAACAAAAGGCUGGGAAGCUGAAGGAUGAUACAGUGCUUUGUUCGGAGCACUACCUCCAACAUCGUGCACAGCAACCCCAAAGUUGGACCACACCCCCACCAAGAACCUGCAGACACACGGAGUGUAAUUUCCCUGCGGAGCCUCACCAAGAUCGCCAGCUCCUUUGCGAACUGCACAGAUUUGACUAUACUGUGGACAAGGCAAAAAAGGAGCAGGCCCGGACUGAAAUGGAAGCAAAUGCAUUUGUUAUUCGUGUCAGAAAGAAAAUGGAGAAACCAGAGGAGCGGGAAGCACAAUGUGAAAGACUCAGGUCCAUGAAGGCUUUGCAGGAUGGAUCAUACAUUCCGACAAACUUACCAGCAAAGCUUCGGAAACUCCCAAAUCAUCGAUUUAGCAACAUCCAGUUCCAUAAUGAGCAGGUGUUGCAAUUGAUGAUGAAAGGCAAUGACGCUCAGUUGGACGAGAACUUCAAGACUGACAAAAGUCAGAUCGAUGUCUUGGGAAAUGAGGAAAUGGGUCUCCUGGUCGAUCAAAGCAUCCCUUAUGACAAGGACAGCUUUGUUGCUAACAUUGCUGAGGAUAGUCGCAAACGCUACUUGGAACACAGGGAUCCAAAGCUUCGAGAAGAGUUGCUGGAAAUUGCCUUGGCUGCCCAUAUCAAUUUGUCCGUCCCCGGUGAUGAUGAUAAGGCUCCUGCUCUUUUUAAUGCAGCAGAGUACCACCGCGGCAAUUCUUCUGCCAAAAUCCAGUACUUUCCACAUCACAAGGACAAGAACUGUUUCACUAUGGUGUCGAUCUAUGUGGUGGAAGGAGAGAGUUUUAACUUUGUGAUUGUGCCAGGUGGACCAGAUGAGGGUCCUGACUUUGAUACUGAACAUGGAGACUAUGGGGAAUACGAUGAUUGGAAGGGAACUCUUGGCGUCGAGGACCUUAAGAAUGUGGAGCUGUAUGAGAAUGCCUUGAAGGACAAACGCAAUCAAUUUUAUACGAAGGGGCAUCACUCCAUUGUUGUCUACAAGUUGACACCCGGCCAGCGUCUCAUCUUCAAGGCUCAGUGGCUCACUCAUGGGGUUAUUGUUCCAGGAAACCAGCAACGCUCCGUGAUCAUUUUCCAUGACCUGCUUCCAAAAUGGUCGACUUUCCGUGCUGUCAAGAAGCUCAAGUCCAGCAGGGCUGCCAAGAAGGGUCGGGAUGAGCCAACGAAGGGAACGGCCAGCACUUCGCGGGCUUCUGCCCGUGCUAGAAGUAAGAGGGGAGCUGCCAAGAAGAAGGAAGCGAUGACCACCUCUUCUGCAACUUCCUCUGGGAACAAGGCCAAGCGCAGUAGAAAGCGCAAGUAUUAA
Molecule: messenger RNA, 1497 nt
Organism: Seminavis robusta
Lineage: Eukaryota; Bacillariophyta; Bacillariophyceae; Naviculales; Naviculaceae
Source: the annotation of a GenBank genome assembly